ACUCAGGCGCCUCCUCCUCCUCCUCUUCCCUCCUCAGCCCGCCAUCCCCUCCUCCUCCUUCCAUGGCUGCUGGGGCGCUGAGGCUGCUGCUGGGCCCGGGCCUGGGCUCCUGGAGGCUGCCCGCCGCCUCCGCCAGGCCCCUGGCUCCCUGCUCCGGACAGCCACAACGGGGCCACCGCCUCACGCCUUCGGAUGAUGAGCUCUACCAGAGGACAACAGUCCAGCGCCUGGAAAGAGAGUCUCAAGACAUCAUGUUUGUUGAAGGUUACACCAACCGCGGCUUCACCAUCAGCGGCAACAGAGUGGUGGGGCCCUGCGCUGUCCUGCCCCGAACCAUCCUCCAGUGGAACAUUGGGACAUAUAUGGACAUCACUGCAGAGAGCCUCGCCCUGUUCCGCCUGCUGGAACCCCGCAUAGAAAUCCUAGUGCUGGGAACAGGAGACAAGGUGCAGAGACUGGAUCCUGCCGUCUUGAAAUUAAUGCGCCAAUGUGGUAUUGCUGUGGAAGUGCAAGAUACGCCUAAUGCCUGUGCAACCUUCAAUUUCUUGACAAGUGAGCGGCGUGUGGCAGCAGCUGGACUUAUCCCACCUCCUGGUACUACAGGCGGCUGAGUGUCUGAAGGAAAGACAAAAGAUAUAGAGAGUCCCUGGCAGGUGAGAGAGAGACUGAAAAACAGAGAAACUCAUUUGCUAUUCCUGCCACAUUCUUCAGUGUUGUGUGUGGUGGCCUCGCUUGCAGCAUAGGCCGAAGAAGCAUGGAAAUUCACUGUAUGUUAUCACCAAAAUUGAAUGGAAAAGUGUAAUCCUAACAUUGGAGCCUUAGCUAACUCAGAAUGGAGGACAUUUUGAAUAUACCAUACUUGAAACAGCA
Sceloporus undulatus (fence lizard) is the source of this 870-nucleotide messenger RNA. RefSeq names its product NADH:ubiquinone oxidoreductase complex assembly factor 3 (gene NDUFAF3). Lineage: Eukaryota; Metazoa; Chordata; Lepidosauria; Squamata; Phrynosomatidae. Gene Ontology annotation, biological process: mitochondrial respiratory chain complex I assembly. Gene Ontology annotation, cellular component: mitochondrial inner membrane. Bases 63 to 611 code for a protein of 182 amino acids. The record is from RefSeq and is a predicted model, not a curated record. The transcript has 5 exons.